Messenger RNA from Paraglomus occultum, 723 nucleotides. NCBI's taxonomy places the organism in Eukaryota, Fungi, Glomeromycota, Glomeromycetes, Paraglomerales, Paraglomeraceae. The record is from the annotation of a GenBank genome assembly.
ACCGGUGUUAAAUACGCCAACAAUGAAAUUUAUUUUGAUAUUGUUGAAGAAAUUGAUGCCAUUGUCGACAGUAAUGGCUCGAUAGUAUCAUCAGAGACACACGGAUCAAUACAAGCCAAUUGUCGAUUAUCUGGCAUGCCAGACUUGACUUUAAGUUUUAUCAAUCCUAAUGUUUUGGAUGACUGCAGUUUUCACCCUUGUGUCAGAUAUAACGCAUGGGAGAAGGACAAGCUGUUAUCUUUUAUACCUCCAGAUGGGCAUUUUCAAUUAAUGAGUUACAGAGUUAAUAUUCCUCAGAAUUAUGGCUUGCCAAUAUUUGUAAAGCCACAAAUACAAGUUGGAACGAAUGGAGGAAAAUUUGAUAUAUCGGUAAGUCUCCGCAACACCGGCGGCAAAGCAGUGGAGAAUAUACUUCUUGAAAUUCCUUUGGGCACGUCUGUUUCCAAUAUCUAUGCGACUUGCAAUGUUGGAUCGUAUAUAUUCGACCCUGCAACUAAGUGUGUACGUUGGGACAUCGGGAAGAUAAAUCCGGGGGGAAGAACCCCACUAUUGUCGGGUGACUUUAAUACGACUGAAGGAUCACCAGAAACUGGUCAUCCCAUCUCAGUACAUUUUACUAUAAACAUGUACCCACUCUCUGGAUUAAAGGUUGACGCUUUGAAAGUUUAUGUUGAAAGCUAUAAACCAUACAAAGGUGUACGGAGCUUAACCAAAGCAGAGUAA